Molecule: messenger RNA, 789 nt
Organism: Branchiostoma belcheri (Belcher's lancelet)
Lineage: Eukaryota; Metazoa; Chordata; Leptocardii; Amphioxiformes; Branchiostomatidae
Product: putative ankyrin repeat protein RF_0381
Exons: 8
Coding region: 1-789 (262 amino acids)
Biological process (GO): positive regulation of transcription by RNA polymerase II
Cellular component (GO): nucleus
Molecular function (GO): protein binding; transcription cis-regulatory region binding
Source: RefSeq, a predicted model, not a curated record
AUGGACGAAGACAGCUUUGUGUUUGCUGUGAGGAGUGGAAACGUGCAGACCAUUGACUUGAGCGCACUCCAUGUGGCCAGCAUGCUCGGGUACACUGGGUUAGUGAAGCUGCUGAUUGAACAUGGCGCUGAUGUGGAGGCAAGGGACAACGAUGGCUUGACCGCACUCCAUGUGGCCAGCUUUACCGGGAAGACCGGGGUAGCGGAGUUGCUGAUUGAACAAGGCGCUGAUGUGAAGGCGAAGCUCACCGAUGGCAGGACCGCACUCCAUGUGGCCAGCGAGUACGGAAACAUGGGGGUAAUGAAGCUGCUGAUUAAACAUGGCGCUAAAGUGAAAACGAGGGACAACGAUGGAAGAACCGCGCUCCAUCAGACCAGCUGGAACGCGAAUCCUAGGGUAGCGGAGCUGCUGAUUAAACAUGGCGCUGAUGUGGAGGCGAGGGACAACAAUGGCUGCACCGCACUCCAUCUGGUCAGCUUUACCGGGAAGACCGGGGUAGCGGAGUUGCUGAUUGAACAUGGCGCUGAUGUGGAGGCGAAGCACAGCGAUGGCGGGACCGCACUCCAUGUGGCCAGCUUGAACGAGAACACCGGGGUAGCGGAGCUGCUGAUUAAACAUGGCGCUGAUGUGAAGGCGAGGGACAAGAAUGGCUGCACCGCACUCCAUGUAUAUGGGGCCAGUUUGAACGAGAACACUGGGUUAGUGAAGCUGCUGAUUGAACAUGGCGCUGAUGUGGAGGCGAGGGACAACGUGAGUACAGACAAUCAUCUCUUGUAUAGUAAGGAUUAA